AUGGCUGAGGCGAAGGACGAGAUGGAAAAGGAGGCAGUCCUGGAGGCAAUAGAGCGAGUGCGAAAGUCAACCGAGAACUCAGAGAAGGCAGUGGAGGAUGCAAGGGAGGCUGCAAAGGAAGCACAAAAUGCGGCGAUGGAAGCCACGUCAGAAGCGGAUACAGCUACGCAGACGGCAGCACAAUUGCAGACUACAAACGAUGGCCUUAAGAAGGAAAUUGCGGAGGCUCCAGAGACGUUGAGCAGGCCACAGGGUAGUGGUGAAGAGAAAAAUCACGCAAUGCUAGAGCAACGAGCGCUGCAAGCCAAAACGAGGGCUGAACGUAUUGAGAACAGGUCGAAGAAAGUGCUGGAGAAGGCCCGUGAGGCACUGCAGGUGGCAAUCGUGGCAAAAGGAAACGCUGACGAGGCAGAGCGACUGUCAAGUUGGUCGUCAUCGUCCACGAAGCAAUCCGUGAGGUCGGUUAACUCCGCGGCAACACAGGCCACUGUUGCUGCUCUGAGCGCCGAGGUUGCGGCGAAAAAGGCGGAGGAGAUCGCGACAAAGGCAUUGGAGUCAGCGAAGAAUGCGAGGGAGGCGGCUACCGCGGCCUACAUGGCAACACAGGCCGUCAAGCAGGUGGUCACGUUCGACAAAGUGAAGAUUGAGGACAAUGCUGACGGUGUGCCGCUCAACGGCGAAGAUACCUCCAACAUCACUGCCUAUAUUGCGCUGAAGCUUAAAACCACAGCGGAAUUCGCCAAUAGGGCCCAGGAGGACACGACAUCAGUGGAAAAAAGUGCUGCAAUACUACAGGACCACACGAGAGAUGCAGAGAGGGCAGUGGAAAAUGCAAGGGAACGCGUGAACGAUGCAGCGGACUCUGUUGAGUAUGAAAGGGUUCUGGCAGAGCAGGACUGGAAGCAGCUUUCCCAGGGCGCGGCUCGGUCCGGCAAGAAUGGGAGGGCGUUGAUGCGCAACGCGGCGGACGCCAGCGACAGCCCUGCGUGGGUGCGUGGGGUGCCGCUGCUGCUGCUGAGUGCGCUGGCCCUUCUGGCUGCGUGCUGA
This is a messenger RNA of Trypanosoma grayi, 1047 nucleotides long. RefSeq lists its product as hypothetical. The record is from RefSeq and is a predicted model, not a curated record. Lineage: Eukaryota; Euglenozoa; Kinetoplastea; Trypanosomatida; Trypanosomatidae. The coding region runs from base 1 to 1047 and encodes 348 amino acids. The transcript has a single exon.